AUGAAGCAAAUAAGUCAAGAUUGGGAAGAGAUGAUGGCUGAAAAUUUUAAUCCGGUACCUCUCUCGCUACAAUUACUCGACGACAACUUGCUCGGUAAAGACUGCAAGAGAGGAAUUCAAGGGUACACCGGAGAAAUUGGAAGUUUUGUUAAGAGAAAAACAUUUUCUAACGGCAUCCAAGUUGUUAUUGGAAUCCAUCCACAUCUUGGAAAGAAAGGAGAUGAUGGGAAUUA
Acaulospora colombiana is the source of this 233-nucleotide messenger RNA. The record is from the annotation of a GenBank genome assembly. NCBI's taxonomy places the organism in Eukaryota, Fungi, Glomeromycota, Glomeromycetes, Diversisporales, Acaulosporaceae.